AUGACUAUACCCAUUUAUCCAGUAUAUCGAGGUCCCUUCACGACUAUAGUGUCCAUUAGUAGCGGAAGGGUUAAGCCUCAACGUGAAUGUCUAUCUCAGGUUGAAAUAAAUAAUGCCUGUCCAUUAGUUAUAUCACCACCGAGCCAUUCGUAUGAUUUACGUGUUCACAGAGUUGGUGACCAGGUAGUCACCGCUGGUGUUGUAAUGGUCUGCAACGCGUGGGCAGCCGGAUCUAAGAACGGCGACGUGACUGAAAAUUGCACCGGGUGUGGGCUGCGAAACGUGGUCUUGUUGUUUGAUUUAGCGUUGACCUUCCGAUAUCACGAGGGAGGACCCACUUAUAACAUAUUUCAUUUUUCGUCGCGUCGCUCUAUUUUUGCGCCCACCGGUUUUCUAGCUGCUUUACCAGACGCGGUAGAUGUCUUUAUACCGUGGCGGAAAAGCCGCGGCACUUCAGGUAUCCGUCGUCCGUCGUGCGAGGUAUCCGUCAUCAUGGAGGAAGACGAGCAAAAGAUGGCCGUGAUGCGAAAGGCCUUCCAGAUGUUCGAUACUACGAAGAGUGGCCUUAUCGACAAUUUGAAAAUCUCCACGAUAUUGAACACGAUGGGUCAACUGUUCGAUGAUGCUGAAUUGAAUGCUUUGAUCGAGGAGAAUGAUCCAGAGGGAACCGGUAAAGUGAACUUUGAUGGAUUUUGCAGAAUCGCUGGUCGAUUCUUGGAGGAGGAGGAUUCUGAGGCUAUGCAAGAGGAACUGAAAGAAGCCUUUCGUUUGUACGAUCGCGAAGGGAAUGGAUACAUAACUACGGCUACCUUGAAGGAGAUUCUCGCUGCUCUGGAUGACAAACUGACCAGCGCGGAUCUUGAUGGUAUUAUUGCUGAAAUUGAUACCGAUGGAUCUGGUACAGUUGACUUUGAUGAAUUCAUGGAGAUGAUGACCGGAGAAUAAUUUUAAGCGACUGAAGAGCGACGUCGAAGACAGUAUAUUUAAAAUAUCGUUUUAAUAUUGUCCCCAAUAAUAGUGUACUA
Messenger RNA from Habropoda laboriosa, 1025 nucleotides. It is a transcript of the gene TpnC25D, whose product is annotated as probable calcium-binding protein CML41. Gene Ontology annotation, molecular function: calcium ion binding; enzyme regulator activity. Lineage: Eukaryota; Metazoa; Arthropoda; Insecta; Hymenoptera; Apidae. The record is from RefSeq and is a predicted model, not a curated record.